AUGGACCUGGCGAACAGACUGUCCGGGCUCGAUAUGCAUCUUUACAACGCCGAGGACGGCCCGUACCAGUCUGAUCCCACCACUGGUGCUGACGGCGAGUGGGAAGUUGUCUCCCAGCAUCCCGAAUGGGACUUUAUCCCUCGCGGCAAUGUCCAAAAUCCACGAGGAGUCCCUCAGCGAGAGGCGCUAUUGCACACAGGGUGGGUUGCGUGUGAGAAAGGACUGAAUGGGGAAGUGCAUAUGUUUGAGAGUCUUCCAGCGGAAGACAGAGAUGCAUCAUCGACGUCGACCGAGGAAGGAGAUCAGACGUCGGUGUCUCGCCCUCGACCUGCCGAGAGGGACACCACGCGAGCUGGUGCAAGACCCGAUGCAAGAACCGCAUGGCAAAAGACGGAUGAUUCGACAUCUGGCGUCCGCGUAGUGGACAGCCAGACACCUCCGUCAGGUCUAUCACCGUCGAGACAAUCGUACGAGCGAGUUCGUCCUGUGAACAAAGCCCGAGCACACGCCUUGCGAUUGACCGCAGACGAUGAAGCUCGAGGCGGUCAGAAGCCACAUGCACCUCCAUCAAUCCCGAUCCGCAUUUCGACUAGCAGUGGCAGUCGUAUCGCCAAACCCACCCGCAACCCCAAUAUAAACCGACCACUUUCGCCCGAUGAGAAAGAACUGCCUUUCUUGACUGCAAGGCCGGCUGCCGCGGGUGCAGGGUCGAUGUCAAGACACAAGCAUUGCCAGAUUGCAGCUCAGCUGCGGGAGCAGGCUGGCGAGGAACAAGCUGCGCUAAGGGCCGAGCAGCGAAGGAUGGACGCGAGGCUGGAGCGUUCGGAACGUGCAGUGACAAACUGGUACGGCUUGCCUCAUGGACAGACUGGGCAUUUUCAUUAG
Messenger RNA from Fonsecaea multimorphosa CBS 102226, 885 nucleotides. RefSeq lists its product as uncharacterized. Bases 1 to 885 code for a protein of 294 amino acids. The transcript has a single exon. The record is from RefSeq and is a predicted model, not a curated record. NCBI's taxonomy places the organism in Eukaryota, Fungi, Ascomycota, Eurotiomycetes, Chaetothyriales, Herpotrichiellaceae.